This is a messenger RNA of Struthio camelus australis, 8546 nucleotides long. The record is from RefSeq and is a predicted model, not a curated record. Lineage: Eukaryota; Metazoa; Chordata; Aves; Struthioniformes; Struthionidae.
GUUCGGUGUAAUCUCGUGCCGAGAUAAGACGUGGAAUUUAGCCCUGAGCGAGGGACUUGCGUGGCUGUUCAAAGGAGCUGAUGUGGUAGAGCCAGGACCCCACUGUGCUAGGCUCUGCGCAAACACGGACCAGAGGCAGUAGAUGAUUACAGAGUGAUGGUGACUAAAAGAAAAUGAACUGCAGAAACAUUGGAACAGGAGCUUUAUGUCCCUAUAUACAUGAGUGCCCAGAAUUUUUAUGAGCAGAUACUGCCGACUGUGCGCCACAAGGAAUUUAUAGGGACAAAUUCACAUUGGAACAUGGCAUCAUAAGACAUACUGCUUAGAAAGGUGCUUUUCACACAUGAGUGCAAGAAGAACUGCUAGUUAAAAGAAGUGAUUGUUAUGGAGGACAGCAUGACCACCAUGAAAGGGAGCUGCCUCCUUGCACUGUUGCUGGCAGGACUUGGGGUAUUAGGAACACUGGAGCCAGCAACAACAGAAGAUACCCACUGCCAGAGAGCUGAGCACCCAGUUAUUGCAUACAAAGAGAUUGCCCCUUGGUUACAUGUGUUCAGAGCAGAAGAUGCCAUAGACUUCUCACAGUUAACAUUUGACCCAGGACAAAAAGAGCUAAUUGCUGGAGCAAGAAACUACCUCUUCAGAUUGCAGCUUGAGGAUCUCUCUCUAAUACAGGCAGUGGAAUGGCAAUGUGACGAAGCUACUAAAAGAGCCUGUUACAGUAAAGGCAAAUCAAAGGAGGAGUGCCAGAACUAUAUUCGAGUGCUUCUCGUUGGCGGCAACCACCUCUUCACCUGUGGAACCAACGCAUUCACUCCUAUCUGCACCAACCGGACGUUAAGCAACUUGACAGAGAUACAUGACCAAAUCAGUGGCAUGGCUCGUUGUCCAUACAGUCCCCAACACAACUCCACUGCUCUUCUCACUGCCAGUGGGGAGCUCUAUGCUGCUACUGCCAUGGAUUUUCCGGGAAGGGAUCCUGCCAUUUAUCGCAGCUUAGGGGCCCUUCCUCCUCUCCGCACUGCACAGUACAACUCCAAGUGGCUGAAUGAGCCAAAUUUUGUGUCGUCUUAUGACAUUGGGAACUUUACUUACUUCUUCUUCCGGGAGAAUGCAGUGGAGCAUGACUGUGGGAAAACAGUCUUCUCUCGUGCUGCUCGGGUGUGUAAAAAUGAUAUUGGUGGCAAAUUUGUGCUGGAGGAUACUUGGACUACUUUCAUGAAAGCUCGUCUGAACUGCUCUCGCCCUGGAGAAAUUCCGUUUUACUAUAACGAACUACAGAGCACUUUCUUCCUGCCAGAAUUGGACUUGCUUUAUGGGAUUUUUACCACUAAUGUGAACAGCAUAGCAGCCUCAGCAGUUUGUGUUUUCAACCUGAGUGCCAUAACUCAGGCCUUUAAUGGACCCUUCAAAUACCAGGAAAAUUCUCGCUCUGCUUGGCUUCCAUAUCCCAAUCCAAACCCUAAUUUUCAGUGUGGCACCAUGGACCAGGGUCUGUAUGCGAACCUGACUGAGAGGAAUCUUCAGGAUGCUCAAAAAUUCUUUUUAAUGCACGAGGUGGUCCAACCAGUUACUACCAUUCCUUACUUCAUGGAAGACAAUAGCCGGUUUUCCCACGUGGUGGUGGAUGUGGUGCAGGGCAAGGACAUGCUUUUCCAUAUCAUCUACCUUGCCACAGACUAUGGCACUAUUAAAAAAGUACUUGCCCCAACGAACCAGACGUCAAGCAGCUGCCUGCUGGAGGAAAUUGAACUCUUGCCAGCGAGUCAGAGAGAACCCAUCAGGAGUCUCCAGAUCCUGCACAGCCAGAGUGUCCUGUUUGUGGGCCUUCAGGAGCACGUGAUUAAGGUCCCCCUGAAGAGAUGUCUCUUCUACAAAACAUACAGUGCGUGCAUUGGAUCCCAAGAUCCUUACUGUGGCUGGGACAUGGUGAUGAAGAAAUGCACAACACUGGAAGAAAGUCUGAGCAUGAGUCAGUGGGAGCAGAGCAUUGCUGUGUGUCCAACCAGGAACCUGACUGUGGAUGGGAGUUUCGGGACAUGGUCACAGUGGAAACCUUGCACCCACACUGAUGGUGGCAGCGUUGGCUCCUGCCUCUGCAGGACUCGUCUGUGUGACAGCCCGGCUCCUCAGUGUGGAGGUUGGCUGUGUGAAGGACCAAGCAUGGAAAUUGCCAACUGUUCCAGAAAUGGAGGCUGGACACCAUGGACUUCUUGGUCACCUUGUAGUACCACUUGUGGAAUAGGCUUUCAAGUUCGUCAGCGCUCCUGCAGCAAUCCAACCCCUCGACACGGAGGACGUGUCUGCGUGGGACAGAAUCGCGAGGAGAGGUACUGCAAUGAGCAUUUGUUGUGCCCUCCUCAUGUGUUUUGGACAGGCUGGGGUCCGUGGGAGCGCUGCACUGCUCAGUGUGGAGGAGGCAUUCAGGCUAGGCGUAGGACAUGUGAAAAUGGUCCCGACUGUCCUGGCUGUAGCGUGGAAUACCAGCCGUGUAACACCAAUGCCUGUCCAGAGUUAAAAAAGACAACGCCUUGGACACCUUGGACUCCUGUCAAUAUUUCUGACAAUGGUGGCCACUAUGAACAACGAUUCCGAUAUACCUGUAAAGCACGCUUGCCUGAUCCAAAUUUGUUAGAGGUGGGGAGACAAAGGAUUGAAAUGCGUUACUGUUCCAGUGAUGGCACCAGCGGAUGCUCGACAGAUGGAUUGUCAGGAGAUUUCUUGCGUUCUGGACGAUACUCUGCUCAUACUAUUAACGGUGCCUGGUCACCGUGGUCUCCGUGGUCUCAGUGCAGCCGUGACUGCAGUCGAGGUAUACGGAAUCGCAAACGGGUCUGCAGCAAUCCUGAGCCCAAGUAUGGGGGACUUCCUUGCCUCGGCCCAUCUCUGGAGUACCAAGAAUGCAACAUUUUGCCUUGUCCAGUUGAUGGAGGCUGGUCUUGUUGGUCAUCUUGGUCAAAGUGCUCCGCAACUUGUGGAGGAGGGCAUUACAUGAGAACUCGCUCCUGCACAAACCCUGCUCCAGCAUAUGGAGGAGAUAUUUGCCUUGGGCUCCACACUGAAGAAGCACUCUGCAACACACAACCAUGUCCAGACAGCUGGUCAGAUUGGUCCGAGUGGUCCGAGUGUGACUCGUCUGGAGCUCAGUUGCGGGUUCGGCAGUGCAUUGUUUUGUUUCCCGUGGGCAGCCAGUGUUCUGGGAACACCACGGAGACCCGAGCCUGUGCUUUCGGCUCUAACUUUGUACCAGAAAUAACAGUGGCACGAUCCAGCAGCAUAGAGGAGAAACGAUGUGGCGAGUUCAACAUGUUUCACAUGAUCGCAGUGGGAUUAAGUAGCUCUAUCCUUGGUUGCCUUCUUACCCUGCUUGUUUACACCUAUUGCCAACGUUAUCAGCAACAGUCCCAUGAUGCAACUGUCAUCCAUCCCGUAUCAGCAGCUCCUCUAAAUACCAGCAUCACCAACCAUAUCAACAAACUGGACAAAUAUGAUUCUGUAGAAGCUAUCAAGGCAUUUAACAAAAACAACCUGAUUCUGGAGGAAAGAAACAAAUAUUUCAAUCCACAUCUUACUGCAAAGACUUAUUCUAAUACCUAUUUUACAGAUUUCAAUAAUUAUGAUGAAUACUAAUGGGCUUGUGUAUUUCCUGGCCUUCUGUAACUCCCCAGUCCCUAAGGCCUAUGCUACAUGACUGCUCAUGUGAUUGAGGCUUCAGAGAUGAAGUUCAGAGACAUUUCAAGCACAAUCCAAGCCAUCAAGUGUCCCAUUGCUGCCAAAAACCCCAAACACCUGUUUGUGACCUGAUGUUUUCUUUGCAGGUUGGCCUUCAGUGUAGGGUGCAGCUGUAGCCCCUAAGUGUUUCUGAACCACUCAUGAGGGAGACAUCACUUCACUCAGUUUCAUAAGCGUUCAGACAGAUUUCUCUAACGAGGGGCUAACUAAUUUCAAAGCUUUUAGAAAAACAAUCUGUUACCCUCUGAAACUGUGCCAGGAAUGCAAAUUGAAUUUUAUUUUGGGCAUUACCUUUUGAUUUCCGUGAGUUAGCAAUGGAGCCCUCUGUGGAGUCUCCCUGAAACUCAUACCACCAAAAACAGCUCGCAGAGUAUUGAGAAAAAUGACAAGAAGAAAUGUGCUUGUUCAGUGAUGUUCUGUAGCAGCUCCCCACUCUCCAGAGCUAGUCUUUCUGGACUCUAAAUCAUCGAGCUGUUCAGCUGCGUGAAGAAUAAGGACAUACCGAGUGAUACGAUCUUGUAACGAAACGCAAAACCUACAGGGUUUGUGGUUUCCAGUUUCGAGGCAAGCCAAGUGACAUAAAGCCUACAUCUUGUUUCCUUUAAUUUUUGGCGUGGUUUUGAGGCGAAGGAGGGCAGAUAGGAAAGGCACACUGGAAUGUUUCUGCCUGUGGUUGGCAAGCCAGGGUUACUGUAGCGUGCAGAUUUAGAUGAGCCCUGGUGGUCCAGAGGCUUCUGCUCCUUGGUGCGUGCAUAUGGAGUCCACUUGUCUGGUCUGCUGCAACACUCACAGUCAGUGGAAGAUGCAACUGCACUGUAUUUUGUGUACUGUCUCAAGCUCUCUGGGGUAUGUAGACACGUAAUCAUAGAACUGCUUUUCUCUUUCCAGCUUUGACUUCAUAUGUAUGUUUUCGACAAAAUCAAGCAAAAUCAGAAAAUGCGUAUGCAUUUGCAAAUCAUUGUCUCCUCUUACUGCUGUGUCUGAUCCAAACUAAUCUGCCCUUGGGGGAACGUUGUGCAGGCGUUUUAAGUGAAUAUCUUGUUGGACCUUAUUGAUGUAAAUAUUUGAAGUACUGGUUAAGUUUUAAAUUAUCAAUUUUAAUUCCUUUUCUAGUGGCAGGUGAAGAAACAUAAAGGAUCUUCACAUUUUUGUACCAUUUUACUUUAUUCUAUCAGUCUUCAUCCACGUCCAUGACAUUAUUAUUUUUGGAACUGAAAUUCCAGAUGUACAAUUAAGAGGAAAGGGCAAGGAUUUGGGCCAGAUUUUACAGAGUAUUUAUUAGUAAAGUGGCAUUUGCUACUCUCAGAAACUUGUGAAGAGAAAUUAAAAAAGAAUAUUAAGGCUUAAAGAAUUGGGCUUUCUGUUUUUUGAACAUACUCGAUACAAAGAUCAUCACAACAGAAUAUCAGGAAGGUAUGCAAGGAGAAGCGGAGUGGGAAUGUUUCCACUUUACAGCCUGUGAUCAUUAGGUUAUACUAUGAUAGGCAAAUAAUGGAAAAAUUCAUAGAAAUUAUAAUAAUUCUAAAUUAUGUAAAAAAAAAAAACUAUGCAAAAAGUACCAAGGAACAUUGGUAAUGUGAGACGGCAUCUGAGCGUCGCUUUGGUGAUCCAGCAAUUUACAUAGCAAGGGUAAACACCAUAUCGAACUAUGGUAACGAGCAACAUUUUUGAAUGGGGAUGGAUCUGAACGUAGAUAUCUCUGUUCUGCAGUAAAAUGAGAAAGAAUGCGAAGCAGGUGGUCUUUGAAAAGCUGUAGAGUGAAAUGAACUCACAUUUACGAUCUACGAAAGUAAUUGAGAGCAGCUCCCCAAUUUUUCCAAGUGAGCAGUUGGCCCUGUUGCUGUAAACUGUGUCAAAAGAGAGCUCCCACCCUCACAGCAGUUCACCUCAAAAAAGUAUGGUAAGGCUGGUUCUGUAUAGUUUGUGAUUGUUUGACUGUACGUUAGAUUUGUUUUUCCAGGAAGAAAUUACGUGAUAUGUCAGUUGCCCUCGGGUAAGAGGGAAUUUAUUCUGCAAGGAAAUUCAGUGGAACGGAUAGAGAAGGAAAAAGCUCUCCCAAUGAUAACCAGCAUGGUAUCUGAAUCACUCUGCUCAUGCCAAAAGAUACAAAUCUUAGGUUUAAAAAGUAUAAAGAAAAUAAAAACUAUAUUGCUGUCAUUGCCAAGAAAAAACAACACAGGUGCGUGCACACACACACACACACACACACACACAGAGUACUGUUCCUCUCUUCCACUGUACUAAGAGCACAUUGGUCUGGCUUCUGGAUUUUAUACUUAGACUAUUAGUUAUGAGUCCAAUAUUUUAAAAGUAUUUAAACUGUGUAUUUUUAUUUUAAUCUUUUUAAUUAAAAUCAUCUGAAAUUAGCUUUUUUUUUUUUUUAACUCUUCAGUAGUUUUGAGGUGCACCUAUCUAUACAGUGAUCUAUUUUCCAUUCCUUUCAUUUAGGAUAAGUGCAUAUGUUAGAUACAUGUUAUAUAUGUGGUGAUAAUACCCUAGGUGAAGUCUGCGCAGUCAGAGGUUUAAGGGCAUUUAGCAGAUGCCCACUCUGCUCACACUUCCAUCUCCCAAAGAAGUGCUUCUGGCAUCCCAGCUCUUUGACUAACUCCAAUGUGAUGGCAUUUAAAGACCAUACCAACUUGUCAGAGAAGUGUGUUUUUUGUUUUUGGUCAUUUCACUUCCUAAAUUGUGCUAUUCUAAAUUGCAGGCGGAGGUAUAUUCAAACUUCUAACUUCUAUCUAAAGCAGCUUUAGGUCUGAUUUUCACACUCCUUCAAAGUAAAUGUGAAAAUUUUGCAUCACUUCAAUGAGAAAAAUUGGUCCCAGGAUCUCCUUGUCGAGCUAGAUGCUGAGACAGCAAGUUUUCAAGCCAUUAAAUUUUUGUAUCUUAGAUAAUUUUAGAAGUACCUAAGGCGUGCUAUUAUCAGUAUUUUCAUCUUCUGAGUUCAGCACAGCUGCCCAGGUGAUUUGAUACAGCCUUUCCUAGUAUAUGGGGCAAUGCAAAGUGCAGUUUCUAUUAGGUUUCACUUUAUUUUGUUUAGCAUUUUUUCUAAAAUGGUUGACACACAUUUUGGGGCAAAGUAGUUUUCUGCAUGAGAACUCUUAGUUUUCUUUUGCCAAAAAUGUAACAAAGUGCAAGUCUUUGCAUGCAAAUCUUGCUUAAGCUGAUAGGGCCCUUGGAUUUGUACAAGAGUAAAAUUUAGUUCUUACAGCAUUGUUCUGUUCUUGGGAAAGGAGAAUCAACUCCCUUAACCUUUAAAUGCCAUGAGGUACUAGCAGGCAGGUAUUUUUUGCAUGGGAAAAAUGAUCUGUUCUGGGUAAAUAAAUGUAUUACCUCUGAUGCCAGGAUUUAAUAUUACAAAACCACUUUUGCACUGAUUGCAUUAAUUUAAAACUGUGUUUCUAUUUUGAACGCGAACAUUUUUCCAGAUGGAUCAAAAUUUGCAGGAUACACCUGUGGCAUUCCUUUUGGUGUAGCACUGCUGCAUGCAGUGAAGAGAAAGCAAGAUUUCAGAGUCUGAUCCUGUGCAGUGUACCUUUUCGCUAGAUAACCCAAGUUAGUACACUUUUUGCUGUACUUAAGUACACUUAAUUUAGUGUCCUAUACAUACAGUCUUUUGCUCAGUUGCUUAGAAAAUCGAUUCCUGUGCUUGCAGAUUUAUGUUGUACUUUGAUUUGUAUCUAUCUGAUUACCUUUAUGGUCAUGCAGUUACUUUAGCUGGGAGCUCUUUCAGCCAGUUGCACUCACCUGCUGUUGGAGCAUUGUGGUUUGGCCAAAACUAUUGCAGAGAUUUCUGACUAGUGUUAGGGUUUUCCUAUGAGAGUAGCAAAAAGAGUGGGGGUGAGUUGGCUUUGAUUUCCGUGCUGUUAAGCAGUACUGAUUAAAAUCUCAGACGGGUAUAGGACAGCGUAUAUUUAGUUAGCUUUAUCAGAAUUCCACGCUAACCUCUAGGAAUACCACGUCAAUAUGCAAGUCAAGAGCUACCAAAGCACUUACAUUAAAUGAAAAGAGCUCUCAGAUCAUCAGACCACAUGGCUGUUCAAACCAGAAGAGAAAGUAAGCGGUCCCAGGUGCAACGAAAAUGUUAAUGAGAACAAAUGUUUCAAGAUUUUUGCCUCAUAAAUGUAGAAUAUAUUUGUGCGCUUCUUUAUCUCUGAAUGUGGGACCAGUUUUAUUAAAAUCAGCAUAGCAUAAUCACAUUUCCUAAAGCUAAUUGUGUGCAUAAUGGCUUUGCUGCAUGAGAUCCAAUUCUGUAAACACUUCGGUCUGUGUUCAUCUCACUCUGCUUGGGGCAUCUGGCCAAAUUAGGAUUGUAGGUGCCAUCAGCACCCUCUAUGGCCAGUGGAGAUAGGACCCUUCUCUCUUGUCUAGUCAAGGAGAACAUCCUUCUUAGAUGGCCGGAGUCACCUCUGGAGAGGGCUUAUGUCUCUCCACUGGCAAUAUAGUGAGCCUAAUUAUACACUCUGAAUUUUGACUGUUAUUUAAAUGCCUAAAUUCAGGUUGGUGAAAUCUGGGUUGGCUCUUGAGCACAAGUCUGAUUUUACUCACCGCUUAAGUAACCACACUGAGUUCAAAGGUACAGAUGAAAGAACUUGCUUGUUUUAGUGAUUUUUUACAGGAUUGAGCCCAAAAUAUAUAGCUUCUGCACCAGUCCAUGCACAGUACAAGACGACUGCAGUAGUAACAAAACGGAUUCAUUUAAAAUUGUUCACAGGCAAAUCUGCAUUCUUGAUAUCAGGGAAUAGAUAUGUGUUCAUUGUGUGGGGUAUUUGAAUUCAUUCUUUCCUUUGCUAAAUAAAUGAAUGAUAAAACCA